Molecule: messenger RNA, 483 nt
Organism: Aureobasidium subglaciale EXF-2481
Lineage: Eukaryota; Fungi; Ascomycota; Dothideomycetes; Dothideales; Saccotheciaceae
Exons: 3
Coding region: 1-483 (160 amino acids)
Source: RefSeq, a predicted model, not a curated record
AUGACAAGCAUGAGUUCCGCCCCAGACCCCAACGAUCACGACGAUCGAGUUGUCAAAAUCAACCUUGGCGACCCAAUGUACGAGCAAUGGCACGGCAGACACUUCAACCGCAAGCUAGAGACUGAUGCCACUCUACGCCAGGAGUUUGGUCUACGCUACCAAGGCGCCAAAGUUGAAUUCAUCAAUCUCCCCACUGGCUACACCGUUACCAAGAAAAGACGCGGCAACGAUCAAUCCACCUCAGACUAUGAGAUUUGCGGUCACUUUGCCUUGCGCAAUCGCUUCUUCAACUCUGCUCCUCAGUUUUUGGAGCAUGCUGUUGGGAUCAUGAAGUUGCAUUUGGUGGAUUGGCUUCAAUUGACUCCGGGUGGGCAAGCUUCGGAAGCUGAUGGGUUGGAGUGUAAGUGUGUGCUUUGCAAGAGUCCUACUGCUGAGAUGGAUUGGGUGAAGAGGAAGGGGGAUAAGAAGGUUGUGGGUGGGUAG